AUGUGGCCGAUCCUGAGCAACCAGGGGCUCAUCGACGUCAACCAGCAGUGGGCCGGGCACCCGGGGACGAUGGUGCGCAGCGAGGACAUCGAUUCGGACGACUUCGCCGCCGCCUACGCCUGGGGGGUAGAGUGCAACAGGACCGACGCGUCGCAGCGCGGCUGGAAGUACCAGGCUGUGCCAGGAGCCGAGGGCGGAGUGCAGGUCGUGAGCGCCGACGGCCUCUGCGUCGACGCAGGCUCGCCGUGGCCCGUGGGCCUGGCGGAGUGCAACGGCUCCGCUCCGAGCCAGGUCUUCAUCACCACACCCGACGGCGAGCUCCAGGCAGCCGGCCCCGGUGGCGGCGAUGCUCUGUGCCUGGAGGUGGAGGGCAAGCUCGGGCCGGCGCUGCAGCUCACGAAGUGCUCGAGAGGCGCCAAGCGCCAGCGGUUCACGCUUACGGAUGGAGUGUGGGCCGACGGGGGCGACGACGGAGACACGGAUGACUCGCUCCGCUGCAUCUCGGCGAGGCCAAAGUACCCGUCGAUCCUCCCAGCACGCUCCAUCAGCUGGCAGAUUUGGGCGAAGCCGCUGCCCGGCGGGUCCCUGGCCGUGUUCGCGGUGAAUCGAAAGGAGCCUGGGCUGCAGGCAAAGGUGACUCUCGACGAGUUGCAGGAGAAGUUCGGCGAUAUGUUCCCGCUGGUCGAGGGCAACCCGUUCAAGGUGUGGGACAUGUACGAGCAGAAGAGCCUCGGAAGCUUCUUCAACAGCUACACGACAGACCCGAUUCCGAUCAAGGAUAGCAGAUUCUUUAUCUGA
Molecule: messenger RNA, 798 nt
Organism: Prorocentrum cordatum
Lineage: Eukaryota; Dinophyceae; Prorocentrales; Prorocentraceae
Source: the annotation of a GenBank genome assembly